UUCAUACAGUGGGGAUAUUGGGGGAAAAGUUCGACACCGAGAGGUUAGUGUGGAAACGAGCAUUAGGGACGCCGGAUUCUUUCGAAGUGUCUUACGAGCAGCGGUUGCCGCUUAAGAAGAGGGUCGAUUGUCGUCAGAUGAUUUAAGAUGGGGGGACUCGGGAGAACGAGAGAAUCGGCAAAUGGAGCUGCUGUUCCUGCUUCUCGCAACCUUUGAGAAAAUGGAGAGAAAGAGCCGUUCUGGGCUUCGGAGACUCUCAAGAACACUUUUGCUAAUCUGCCGACUCCAUGCACUGUUCCGAUUUCUACAGGUCUUGUUCCAAAGAGAACAAGCAUUUCCUAGCAUUUCAAGACAAAGUCAGAGAUGUUUCUUGUAAGCAAGAUUUAUAAUGACUGGUUUACAGCUGUUGAAUCAGCAAUUGAUGUAGCUGCGGAAGAGAUGUUUCUUACAGUGUACCUCACUAACAACGAACAACACUUCACAGAAGUACCAGUCACUCCAGAAACAACUUGCAAAGAUGUAGUAGAUUUAUGCAAAGAGCCCGGUGAGACUGAAUGUCAUCUGGCAGAAGUAUGGGGUGGGUUAGAACGCCCUGUAGCUGAUAAUGAGCGUAUGUUGGAUCUUCUGCAGCGCUAUGGAGUCCAAAGAAAUGAGGUUCGCUUUUUUCUUCGCUAUGAACGACCUCCUACUCGAGAAACAGGGAGUGGGUCAUGGAUGCAAGAUCCAAGUUUAAAGAGAAAUGGCAUUAAAAUGCCAGGUGAAAGGAAAAUGGAGAAUGGAGUCAUUGUUCCUCGGAUGGAUAUGACGCUGGCAGAACUGCAGGAAAUGGCAGCACGACAACAGCAGCAAAUAGAAGCACAACAGCAAUUGCUGGCUAACAAGGAACAGCGUUUAAAAUUUCUGAAGCAGCAGGAUCAACGACAGCAGCAACAAGCUGCAGAGCAGGAGAAACUCAAAAGAUUAAAAGAAAUUGCUGAGAAUCAGGAAGCCAAGCUGAAAAAAGUGAGAGCACUUAAAGGCCAUGUUGAGCAGAAACGGCUCAGUAAUGGGAAAUUAGUGGAGGAGAUUGAGCAGAUGAAUAGUUUGUUCCAGCAAAAACAACGAGAACUGGUACUGGCUGUGUCAAAGGUAGAGGAACUUACUAGGCAAUUGGAGAUGCUGAAGAAUGGUCGGGUUGAUGGUUUCCAUGACAACCAGUCUGCUGUAGCUGAGCUUGACCGCCUGUAUAAAGAACUUCAGCUGAGGAACAAGCUAAACCAGGAGCAGAAUGCCAAGCUGCAACAACAGAGGGACUCUUUAAACAAACGCAACUCGGAGGUGGCAGUUAUGGAUAAGCGUGUUAAUGAGCUGAGGGAACGGCUGUGGAAAAAGAAAGCUGCGCUGCAGCAGAAAGAGAAUGUACCAGUGUCUUCAGAUGGGAACCAGCCACAACCAGUUGUAUCUGCUCCAAGCCGAGUGGCAGCUGUUGGUCCUUAUAUCCAGUCUUCCACCAUGCCACGUAUUGCCUCAAGGAAUGAACUGUUAGUCAAACCGGCCUUUCCAGAUGGGACUCCAACCUUACAAGUUGUUGAUGGUCCAUUAAAAACGCAGACAUUGCCAAACAUGAGAUCUGGUGUUCUUUCACAGACAAAAGCUCCUAGUGGAACUACAACUGCUGCUUCAAAACCCCCACUUGCUAUCAGUGAUUGGAAUAACUUAAGUGCUGAUAGCUUUAUCAAUCAAGGCUCAACUUCUUCAGUGAUAAAUGUUGGUAGCAACAUUGAAGGAAAAGCUGGUGAAGGAGAUGUAGCUUUUAGAGAAAGAGAAAAGAAAGUGCGCCCCCUUUCUAUGUUUGAUUCCGUUGAAUCAAACGGAAGUACUUCUGUGCCUACAACAACUACACUGAGAAAAAAUCAGAGUAGUGAAGACCUCCUGCGUGAUGGCCAGAUGGGCACUAAAAGUGUCGCAAAAAUACCACCACCUGUUCCUACCAAGCCAAAACAGAUCAAUUUACCUUAUUUUGGCCAAACUGGUCAGCUUCCUUCAUCAGAUGCUAAGCCUGAAUGUAAUGUCCAGAAGCUGCCUCUGGCAAUUGCCAGCGCAGGAAGUAAGCAGAAGCCACCAGCCGCACUGACACCACCAGCAUCUCAAUAUGCUCAACAAAAAAUAUGUGUUUCCCCAAGUGGCCCUCCCCCUAAUCUGGAUCUAGCUCUUCCCAAACAAGAGAGUCCCCCUGCAGCAGCUGUGAGACCUUUCACUCCUCAGCCAACCAAAGAAGCACCUCCACCACCUUUUCGAAAGCCACAGACUGUGACUACAAGUUCCAUCUACAGCAUGUAUACAAAGCAGCAAACCCCUGGGAAGAACUUUCAACAGGCAGUGCAGAGUGCUCUGACAAGAGCCCAAACUAGAGGACCUCAUUUCCCAAGUGUAUAUGGAAAGCCAGUUAUUGCUGCAGCUGGUGUCCCAAACCAACAGCAGCAGAUGGACAAUAAUUAUUCAAAUACACAAGGCAAGCCAGCUAGUCCAGAGCCUGAAAUGGAAUCUACAGUUUCGGCCAGUGAAAAUAAUGAAACAGAACGUAUUCCUCGCCCGCUCAGCCCAACCAAGCUUUUGCCUUUCUUGUCAAAUCCGUACCGAAAUCAAAGUGAUGCUGAUCUGGAGGCCCUUCGGAAGAAGCUGUCCAAUGCACCAAGGCCACUGAAGAAACGUAGUUCUAUUACUGAGCCAGAAGGUCCUAAUGGGCCCAACAUUCAGAAAUUAUUGUACCAGAGGACAACUCUGGCUGCUAUGGAGACUAUUUCUGCCCCAUCAUAUCCACCAAAGCAAACUUCAGCUACAGUUACUGAAAUCUCAACAGAAAUCCCAAAUCCUUACUUAAACUCAGAAAUGGUAAAAGAAGUGAUUCCUACUCCACCUGAGCCAACUAUUUCAGAGGAAGCAGAAAGCCCAAAUUCUGAUUCCAAUACUAAUUCUCUGCCUUCAUCAGGAUUAGAUAGUGUUCUUGAGGGGACCUCUGACAUCACUUCUCUCAUUCAGCCUGAAAUGGAAGAACCAAGUUUAGAUGUGCCUUUGCCUAUUGACAUAUACAUGGAAGAAUAUCCUCCCUACCCACCACCUCCGUAUCCUUCAGGAGAACCAGAGAGCUUGGGAGAGGACUCAUUCAAUAUGCAACCUCCUGAAGUCACAGGACAAUUUUCUUUACCACCUGGUAAGCGGACAAACCUGCGCAAAAUUGGCUCAGACAGGAUUGGUCACGGAAUGCGAGUAAAAUUCAAUCCACUUGCUUUGCUUCUAGAUUCAUCCCUUGAGGGGGAAUUUGACCUUGUACAGCGGAUUAUUUAUGAGGUUGAAGAUCCCAGUUUGCCCAAUGACGAAGGCAUUACAGCACUUCACAAUGCUGUCUGUGCUGGUCACUCAGAGAUUGUGAAAUUUUUGGUACAGUUUGGUGUAAACGUAAAUGCUGCAGAUAGUGAUGGAUGGACUCCAUUGCAUUGUGCAGCAUCUUGCAAUAAUGUCCAGGUGUGCAAAUUUCUAGUGGAAUCGGGUGCUGCUGUAUUUGCCACAACAUACAGUGACAUGCAGACUGCAGCAGACAAGUGUGAAGAAAUGGAAGAAGGCUAUACUCAGUGUUCCCAGUUUCUUUAUGGAGUGCAAGAAAAAAUGGGUAUAAUGAACAAAGGAGUAGUUUAUGCUCUCUGGGAUUACGAAACUCAGAAUGAGGAUGAGCUAUCCAUUAAAGGAGGGGAUUGCAUGACAGUCCUUCGCCGGGAAGAUGAAGAAGAAAUAGAAUGGUGGUGGGCUCAGCUAAGUGACAGAGAAGGCUACGUGCCACGGAACUUGCUUGGGCUAUACCCAAGGAUUAAGCCAAGGCAAAGAAGCUUGGCAUGAAAAUGUUAGAAGCAAUUUUAUGAAGUAUUAACUGCAGGAUGUUUUCCUUUUCAUCUGCAGAAAUGCACCUGUGAGACUUCCUUUGGUAAUAAUGUGAUAUAAAAGCAAGGCUGAAUAUACCUUGAAAACAUAUGAAGGAUAAAAAUUAUAGAAGAAAUUCUACAAUGCUAUUUUCUCAAGCAAUGAAUUAGUUUCCCCUUUAGGCAAAUUAGACCUGAUGGUCAAUCACUGCCUUCUUUGCUCCUACAGUAGCUUUCUUUCCACCCCCUUUUGUAACUUACUAGUAAGAUAGAACCCAACAAUUGCUCCAAACAGUCUCUCUUAAACCUUUUUCAUUCCAUUCUGUAGAAACAGAGCAAUGUUAAGUCAGGUAACCUUUUCAUAUAGAAACUAGUAAUGUUGUGCUUUUAAAAUGUCUUAGUAGCAGAGCUAAUGGGAUGAAAUGUCAUGGAAUCUGUUGAAUUAAGGAAUCUAAAGCAGUUCUUUGAGCAAUAAUUUUAAGUGCAGUAGCAUUUUAGGAUUCCAAAGUAUUUGAAAUAUGUCACAUGUGAUGCAGCUUAUGUGGGGUGUUCUUUUUUGUCCUUACAAACAAUAUGUUUGUAACUUCGGUAUUAAACGUAGAGAAGCCAGUUUUUGCAUCUCAUAAAUUUUGUUAAAACUAUAUUUUCCUUAACUGUGAUUAAACAUUUGCUUCAGAAAAUA
Molecule: messenger RNA, 4572 nt
Organism: Ahaetulla prasina
Lineage: Eukaryota; Metazoa; Chordata; Lepidosauria; Squamata; Colubridae
Gene: TP53BP2
Product: tumor protein p53 binding protein 2
Exons: 18
Coding region: 364-3870 (1168 amino acids)
Biological process (GO): regulation of apoptotic process
Cellular component (GO): nucleus
Molecular function (GO): p53 binding
Source: RefSeq, a predicted model, not a curated record